Kickxella alabastrina is the source of this 1295-nucleotide messenger RNA. RefSeq names its product pyridoxal phosphate-dependent transferase. Gene Ontology annotation, biological process: biosynthetic process. The coding region runs from base 67 to 1188 and encodes 373 amino acids. NCBI's taxonomy places the organism in Eukaryota, Fungi, Kickxellomycota, Kickxellomycetes, Kickxellales, Kickxellaceae. The transcript has a single exon. The record is from RefSeq and is a predicted model, not a curated record. Gene Ontology annotation, molecular function: pyridoxal phosphate binding.
UUUUCACUUUACAUCUCACCAAAAAAUAAUAAUAUUCAUUUUUAAUAAUCUAAUAUCAACACCUGCAUGUCUGCAACUAAUAAUACUACCUCGUCUACCGCUGCCAGCAACGGCCCCUGGGAUGCCAAACUCCAGCAGUUUCACGGCGGCCAAGACUGGGCUAACCUGGACAACUUUGUCGAAGAUUUUAGCGUUACAACGAACGCCUUUGGCAUGCCGGACUCAGCCAAGCAUGUCGCUAUUCAGUCUGUCGAGCACAGCCACCACUACCCGCCCGCCGACCAGGAGCCGGCCAAGUCUUCUCUGGCGCGCUUUCUGUGGCCCGAAGAGUUUGAGACUGAGCGCGACCGCCUGAUUCUCGGCAAUGGUGCCAGCGAGCUUAUCGACUUGGUGAUCCGCAUGGCGCCCAGGGGGACGUGGAGACCUGGGCCAUUCCGCACGCAGUACAAGGAGUACGAGAGAUCGGCACGCAAUAACGAAUAUGAUCUCCUUUCGGCCGAGUCGCUUGAUAAGGCCAAUGUCGCCUGCCUGGUUAAUCCAUGCAAUCCGACUGGUGAUUACCUUGAUUUGCCUGAGUUGAAGAAGUGGGUUUCCGACAACGUGCUGCCCGGCGGAUACGUGCUCAUCGACGAGUCCAUGCAGCCGUGGCAUUCGCCCGAGUUCCGCCAGCACUCUCUGACCACCCAGCGCCAGUACGUCGAGGAUCUGUACAAGGAGCAGGGUAUCUCUGUAUUUGUCAUGCACUCAUGGACCAAGCUGUGGUGCUGCACAGGCCUGCGCCUGGGCUCAGUCGUGUGCCCUACCGCCGAGCACAUGCGCGCAAUUAAGAAGAUCCAGGUGCCGUGGUCCGUCAACACUGUUGCGCUGGCAUUUCUCAAUACCGUGGUCCAGGACGACAAGUACCUGGCAAAGACAUGGAAGAUGACGCCUGUUUGGCGCCAGCAGACUAUUGAUCGCAUUUCAAAGAUGUUCCCCGACUGGGAGUUCCAUGGAAGGGAGUUUCUUUCGUGGAUCUGGCUUGAUACCAAGUCCGAGGAUGUCGCGCAAAAGGCGAUUGAUUUGGCGCGCGCAGCCGGCGUCCCCGUAAGGAGCGGUCGGCCUGGGUACAACCUCCCUACAUUCAUCCGCCUGGCUGUCCGCGAGUCAGCCAAGGUCGAUGUGCUGCUCGGAGCAUGGAAGUCCAUCUAAAAAACAACACAUUGCAUUUUGAGACUAGUUUUGCUCUAAUACACACUUGCCACACUCAUUUUGUUACCAAAAGUUAAUUAAUACCAUUAUAAUGCCGCUUGAAUAAA